UUCACUUCAUCAUACUACAUCAUCAUUAGGUAGGUAAACUUUAUUUUUUUCAACCACAUAAAUUUUAAGACCAAUUGUAAUUAGUACAUGAAACAAAUGAAGCUUGAUAACAGUAGAUCAGAAGUUCGAAUAAAAUCCAAAUCUCUCUGAUUAUGCCUUUCUUUACUUUUCAAGAAUACCAAAGACCCAAAGAGCAUAUACCAUAAUUAUAACCUAGUAAUUGUAUAGCAAUCACAGCUUGCAUAUGAAAGUGUUGCCUAGCAACCAAUUAAGUCACAAACAUUAAACAGAAUGUUUGAGUUAGUCAUCAGGUCUAAUAUAUUUUUAAGCGUUUCAUUUAAAAAAACCAGUGAAAUCGUAAUUUAUAAAUAAGAAGAAGUUUCAUUCAAAAUAAGUACUUUGUUGUAUAGUACUAAAAUAAUAAAAAUGGAAAUGGAUUGGAGAGAGAUUAUAAAAUUCUCCCAAAGGGAAUUAAAGCAAAAGGAAAAAGAAAAACUCUGUGAAAGCUUGUCUUGGAUGGAAGCUGAUGAUAUUGAACUUAACUUUAGUGACUUAAAAACUUUAUUCCGGCUUUGUCAAGAUAUUUUAAAAUAUAAAACUGAACAAGUUAAUAAUUUAAUAGCAAAAUCGAAAAAGAAAGUAAAAUCUAAAGAAAAAAGUACAAUUACAGGUAUGAAUUCUGAUAGCAUAUUAGAAACAAUUGCGCACCAAGAAGAAGUUAUCAAAGCAAACAAGGAAGUUUUAGAACAACUUUACGCAGAUAUAGCUAAAUUGGAAGGUCGAAAAACUAAAGAUAACGAAAGUAAUCUUACCCAGCAAGACAGCGAUUCAAGUCGCAAUACACUCUCCGAAAUUAAUGCUAUAGCACAGCUAGAAAAUGAAAUAUCCAAAAGAAACAAGCAUAUUAAUAAAUUGCUUGGUGAUGUUAAAAUGUUAGAAGAGGAAAAUACAACUCUAAAAAACAAAUUGACAAUUUUUAAAGAAAAGUUAAGGGAAGCAACACUUCUUAUCGAAAACAUGACUGAACAAUUAUUUGAACUCAAUAAAAAUAAUGAUAAUUUCAAAGAACAUCUUGGUAAGACUGAAUUAGAAAGAGCUAAUUUACACAUGGAGCUGGAAAUCUUAAAAAAUGAAAUAAAUAAUAAAGAUUUAAAAUACGAGAAAAUAGAAGGAGAUAGUAAAAAUAAAAUCCUACAAUUAGAGAAUUUAUUAAAAUGUCAAACAGAAGAAAUUAAACGCUUAUCAGAUGAGAAUAGACAAUUAAAAGAAGAUUUAAAAUUAACAACUACUAAAAUUGUAUCACCAAAAGUUAAACCGAAAACUUCUCCGGAAGAAUCCAAAAUGAAAGAAUUGCAAGUAAAAUUGGCAGAAGCUUCUGAUCAAAUAAUGAAAUCCGCUAGAUUAAUAGAAGCAUUGACAAAUGAAAACAAACAACUUAAAUCAAUAAUUAAUGAUAUACCUGAUAGUACAUUGUCUGAGCAUAAAAAUGAAAGCGAUGAUGGUAAAGAAAAGAAUAUGAUCAUCAAACUUAAGAAAAAAAUUAAAAGAUUAUGUGACGCUCUACAAUGUUCCGAGAAUAUAUUGGCUUUGAGAGAAGAAGAGAUCAGCGAGAUAUCUGAACAAUUACAAUUGUUAAAAUCAGAUGAAGGUAUAAAUACAUUGAUAGAAGGUAUAAAAAAAAAGAAGCGAGACUUAAGAAUUAAGGACGAAGGCAUUAAAAAACUAGUCAAUGAAGUAAACGAUUUAAAUCAAAUUGUUAAUGAUCUUCAACUUGAAAAUGAAACAAUGAGAGAAAAAUUAAAACUACCAUCAAACGAACAAAUUAAUACUUGUGGUAUUUUAAAAAAGUACAGUGAAAUGGAAAAAAGCAAUAAAGAGCUCUCAAAAAAGAUAAAAUCGUAUGAAAACAGGCUUAUUUCUCUUGAGAUAGAUAACCAUGAAAAAGAAACAAUGAUUGCUACUUUAAAAAUGACAACAAAAACGGAAAAAUUAAAUGAAAAUGUUAAUAAUAAAAAUCAAAAUUUAGUUUCUCUUAAUCAGGCGAUAGAUAAUGAUUAUCAAACAAACAUUUCAAUAAAUGAAAAUACGUCAAGACAUGCCAAUAUCCAAGCAAUAAUUGAAGAAAAUGAAGGACUUAGAAAUGGACUUACUGAAAUUUUGAAUUUCUUGAAAGAUAAUAGCAAUACGAGUUCUGGCAUUUUAGCAUUGGAAUGCCCUAGUUUAGAUGCUGUCUUACAUGCGAUGGAAGCACAAAAAUCUGCAGGUUGGUUUUCACCGCAUAUGAAGACAGUUAUGGAAUUAAAAGCAGCUUUAGGUACCAAAGAUGCUUUAAUGCAAGCACUUCAUGAAUCCAGAAAUGAAACGUUUAAAGUAAUGGCGAAGUUAAGCGAAGAGGAACAAAAAUCUUUAGAAUUGUUAAAAACACUUCAGGAUGUAAAAAACAAUAUUAAAAAGGACACAGAAGAUGUCGUUUCAAAUAUGUCUGAUGUUAGUAUUGGCGAGUUUGGAUCUUGGGUGAUGGACACAAAUUACGAAAAUAUCGACUUAUGCAACGAAAACGAUAUACAGGCUUAUAUUUCUAAAGAAAACAUUUGGUUUGAAAAUCAGUUUAAGCAAGUUAUUCAAUAUUUCCAAAAUAAAUUUACUAUUCUUUUCGAUACGUUUACCAAUUUAACAGUUAAAACAGCUGAUGACCGUAAUAAAUGGAGGAUCAAAGAAGAACAUUAUAAAGCAGAAAUAGAAAACUUAAAAUCUCAAAUAGAUGAAAAAGAAGACGAUACUAGUAACCUUUCACCAGGUCUAAUAAAUACGAAUAAGUCAGACUUCGUAGAUAGAAAGUAUACCUUUUUAGAAGAUUCAUAUAAACAAAUAAGAACGUUAAAUGAAAAUAUAACAAAUGAAUUGUUAGAAAAUAAGAAAGAAAGAUUAAAUGAGGCUCAUGCAUACGAAAUUAAAAUUCAAAAUUUAAUCCAGUCUAUUAUAAAUUUGAGCGACAAAUUACGUAAUUCUGUACCUCGUAGUUUAUUUUUAAAACAAAAUGCUAUGUUCAAUAAAUCUAUAUUAAAAAAUAGAUUCACUGUAGAAGAAAAGACAAAAAAAUACAUUUUUUCAGAAGAUUUACAAAAACGGUUAGAGAAAAAUAAAUUUGAAAUUCUAGAAAUUAUUCGGAGAGAAACAAUUAUCAAUUCAACUGACAAUAAAAAUAGCGUAAAUGAAAUAAUAUUAAAUAAUAAUCAUAUAAUACUACAAAAACAGCUUCAACAAGCUUACAUUGAAUUACAAAAUAAAAAUGAUGAGAAUGAAAAGUUGGAAAAGAAAAUAUUGGAUUUAGAAACUUCACAAUCAGAAAUAAUUGACAAAAUUCAACAUUUGGAACCAUGUGAAAAUGUAAUAUUUCUUCAGAAACAAAUUGAAAAAUUAAACGAGGAAAAUAUUAUUCUUAAAAAUCAAUGUCAAAAUGUUGGAAACAAAUUAGAUAACGUUAUCUUAGAGUUACAAACCUAUAAAAAUAAGGAAUUAAAUUGUAAUAAAGAAAUAAAUAUGUUAAGGCAUCAAAUAGUAGAUUUGCAAUCUACAAAUGAUACAAAAGCUACAAUAGCUAGAAUAAGUGGUGAAGUAUUAUUAGCCCAAUUGCAAAGUACAGAAAAUCAAAAUAAAAUAGAAGCUCUCAAACUUGCUUUAAGUAAGGAAAAGGAAUUGAGAGCUGAAACUGAAGAGCAAUUAUUGAAUCGUCAAAAGAUUUUUGAUAUUUAUAUGGACAGAUUUAAUAGCAAUUUAAGGAAUACGAACGAAAUAUUUAAUGUAUUGCGACAACAAUAUCAUGGAAGCUUACCUCUUUUUUCUAUUGAAAAUUUCGUAGAAAAGUUGGAAAACCUUCAACUCAAAUCUGAUAACUUAAAUGAAAAACUUAACGAAGUGGAUGAUUUACAGUCAAACUUGAUGAUGAAACAUAGUGUUUACAGUCAAAUAUUAAAUUUAUCGUCGACAAAAUGCAUAGAAGACUCUUGUAAACAUAAAAUAAAAAACAUUAUAUCAGAGAAAAGUAAAAACCUUGAAAUUGAAUAUUAUAAAGUAAAGAUAGAAUCCUUAGAACAAUCACGGCAAGAAUUGUUAAAACAAUGUGCUCUACUAGAAAAAACACUGAUUAACGUUAAUCAAGGAUUCAAAACUCAAAGGAUUCAGGACUCACCAACUCAAAAUGUAUAUCACAGAAAAGAAAAGGAGCCAGUUGAAUUACAAAUACUAGAUGUUCAAUCUGAUGAUGACACAAGUAGCAGAAGAAGCCGCACAAAAACUUUGUCUCACCGUAAAGAAAAUGAGGAUAUUGUUGAUGAUUUCAAAAAUGUAACACAGAUAAAGACAAAGAAAGAACGAGAGACACAAACUGUUUUGGUAACAUAUCAUGUAAAAUCAGUACAAACAGAACAUUGCCAAAAAAAUGAAAAUUUAAAUCUAUUAGUUGAACGUCUUUUAUCGGAGAAACAAGAAAAGGAUAGAAUUAUUGCAGAUAACACUUCCACAGCGAUACAGCAAAGCCAGGAAAUAUUACAACUACGUAUGGAAAAGGAGGAAAUAAAUACGAUGCUUAAAAAUAUAACUGAAUCCAAUAAACAAAAGGAUAAAUUAAAUAAAACAUUACAAACGGUGCAAGAAUCAUUAAAACAGGAAAUUAAUGACCUAAAAUCAAAUCAACUAACGGAAAUAAGCAAAUUAAAUGAAACUAUGAACUCAGAAAAUCAAGCUCUUCUAUUGGAGGUCAAGAAAACAGAAAAUGACAAAAAAGAAAUAAUAUCUGAAUAUCGACAAUUAUUAAGCAAAGAAAGAGAAGAUUAUGCAAAUUCUUUGAAAAACUUACAAAUAAAGCUAAAAGAUUUACAAACUAAAUUCGAUGAGAGAGAAACUCAAGCAACAUCUUCCCAGAGUGACGUUAAUAAAGAAACAAAUAAUAAAUUUACAGUAAAAAUUUGUGAUUUAGAAGAAAAAUGUUUUAAACUACAAAGUGAAUUAGACGGAUAUAAAGGAAAUUUGUUAAAUCAACAAAGUGAAUUAGAGCGUUGGAAGAAUUUGGCAACCGAAAGACUUAAUAAAAUGGAACAACUAAGUGCACAAUUGAAAGAGAGACACACUCAAGAAGUAGAAUCCUAUAUGGCGGAAAAUCAACAUUGGUUAACACAACUAAAGGAGAUGCAACGUGAGCACUUGGAGUUACGGUCUCGAUUAACUGAACAAAAAACCUUGCACCUGAAACAGAUGACUGAAAAAGAUAAUCACAUUGAUCAACUUCGUUCUGUUGUAAACAAUCUCAAGACACAAAUUCUAAAUAUGCAAACCAUGCUUACAAAUAAUGAUCCCAGUUUCGAUCUCUCCGCUAUUGUGGAGGUCGAUGAAGUCAGCGAUGGAGUGUCACAGCAAGGAUCAGAUAGGCUAGAGUUAAAGUUUGAAUCAACGGUUGACAUUAACGAAGCACAAGAUGAUUUUGCAAAGUUGCCUUGUAGUUCAACCGCGAUAUGGCAAGAGCCGUUAAUAGAACGCUUACGAAGAGAGAAGCAGUUAAUGGGUAAACAAAAUGCAAUACUGCGACGACAAAUUAAAGUUCUGGUAGCAAGAGAACGUAGAUCCCGACUGGAUGCACAAAACCUUAGAAACCAAGUUUUUCGCAUCACCACCACUGGAAACAAAGUGCCGUCUGCGGAAUCAGCAGCAUUGCAAAGUAAGAUCGCGUCACUGCAAGCGCAACUGACUAGCGCACGCCGCGAUGCGCAUUCUAAUGUCGCACUUUGGGAUAAAUGGAAAAGGGCACAGCAGGCAGCAGAUCGUUGGCAAGCACGUUAUGAAGAAAAAUGUCAAGAACUUAAAAAACUAGAAACGAGUCUAGGCUUAAGUAAAUCAGCCGUGAGCAGAUUGGAAAAAGAAAAGCGUAUUCUUUUAUCAAGACUUGGAGAUGAAACACAAGAAAAGCGAUUGGCAAUUGAAAAACAUGAUACAGAGAGAUCAGAAAAAACCUCGUCAAGAAGUGAGCAAUGCAAUAGUACAACAGUCGUAUCUACACGUGCGUUACUCGACAGAAUCGAAGCACAGCAACGAAGAAUUGCUGCUCUUGAAAUCGCGGAAAUGGGAAAUGAAACUUUAGUGUCAGAAUACGAAAAAUCUCUAGCGGAAAUAACGUCACUUAAGGGGCAAGUGUUGAAACUAGAAUCAACCCUCCUCGAGUCACAGAUAAGGUCACCGUUAAAAUCUACGGCGGAUACACAACCAGAGAUACAGUAUUGGAGAAGUUACUGCGAUAUGUUAAAAGAAGAAAACAUGCAGUUGACGUUAAAAGUGAAUUCUAUGGAAAGUAUUCCAGUUCCUGCUCACCAGCAACGUGUUAAUGACUUGGAACAGACCGUUCUUACUCUUCGAGGGCUUGUAAGUAAAUUGCAAGCGGAUCACAAGUCUUCAUCAACGAGUGUUCAAAAACGUGGUGACUCUCGGCCAAGUAGCGGGCGAUGCGGAUCUGAUAAGGUUCGAAAUCAAAUAGAAUCAUAUCGCAUCGAAAUAUCUAAUCUCAAAAGAAGCAUCUUAGAAAAAGACGCACUUUUAGAGAAAUCAAAGGACAUGCUGAAAAUAGCCGCUGAAAGAGAGGAAGAAUUAUUGAAAGAGAAUAUGUUGCUCAGGCGUCGUUUAGGUCAGCUGUCGGAAGGUAAAGAGGGCUUCAUGUCAGCGUAGAAUUAUAUUAAAAUAAAACUUCUCAGUUAAUGUAUAAUAAUGUAAUCGUAUAAAAUAGGUAUAUAUGUUUUCACCAUAAAUAUAAUUCACUUUUUCAAA
Melitaea cinxia (Glanville fritillary) is the source of this 6807-nucleotide messenger RNA. RefSeq names its product centrosomal protein of 290 kDa-like. The transcript has 32 exons. The record is from RefSeq and is a predicted model, not a curated record. Lineage: Eukaryota; Metazoa; Arthropoda; Insecta; Lepidoptera; Nymphalidae. Bases 427 to 6708 code for a protein of 2093 amino acids.